Messenger RNA from Varanus komodoensis (Komodo dragon), 1539 nucleotides. RefSeq names its product chromosome unknown C14orf39 homolog (gene CUNH14orf39). The transcript is spliced from 16 exons. Bases 1 to 1539 code for a protein of 512 amino acids. NCBI's taxonomy places the organism in Eukaryota, Metazoa, Chordata, Lepidosauria, Squamata, Varanidae. Gene Ontology annotation, cellular component: central element. Gene Ontology annotation, biological process: meiotic DNA double-strand break processing involved in reciprocal meiotic recombination; oogenesis; homologous chromosome pairing at meiosis. The record is from RefSeq and is a predicted model, not a curated record.
AUGAAUGACAUUAUAUUAAACAACCUGGACAAGCUGCUGCUACAACUUGUAUUUCAGCUUCAGCAAGCAUCUUAUGCUAAGGAACAUGAGAGACAGCAGAUUCAGAUAUAUACUGCAAAAGUUGUGGAGAAAAAAAGUGAAAUCUGUCAGCUACAAGAAGAUAUUAACAAAAAUGAUGAAAUGGUUAGUAACCUGAGCAAGCAAAACAAUAGCAGUAAGGAGAACUGUAAGGCUUGGAAACCAACAUACAUAAUUCUUAAUGAACAUGAAAAAUAUUUACAAAAAGAACUUGAGAAACAUCAGGAAUCUACAGAAAAAGACAGGAAAAUGUACCAGGAGUAUAUGAAGCAGUAUCAAGAAACUUUCAAUCAGCAUCAGGCAAAGUAUUCAGAAAAUGUAAUUGCCCAGGAAUAUUAUGAGGAGAAAAAAAAUUGUGAAGAAAUCCAAAACCGAGUUCUGAAACUAUCUGAACUACUUAAACAGAAAGAAGCUGAAAUCAAAGAUCUUCAAGAACCUGGUCUGUUUCAGUCACUUUCAUCCUGGGGGUCACAGAUCGCUUCUUUGAGACAGAACACAAAAGAAACGCUUAUGCAUGCAGUGGUUCUCAGGCAACAAUCACUUGAACUAGACAAAACAGCAGAAGAGCUGGAAAAGAACCUGAAGUAUUUCAAACAGAAACUUGAAAAGAUUACAGAAGAUCAGGAUAAUCCUGAAGUUCAGAAUCAUCAUGAAGCAAUAGAAGAAGAAAUGGCAACAAGUAUAGAAACAGAGAAGACAUUUGAUGAGAGCUCACUCAGCAAAAGCCAUCACUUGAUAAACAAGAAACCUGAGACAUAUAAGCUAUUGCAUCUUCCCAACUUAUCUCAGAAACUAGUCCAAAGUGUAUCAACUUUGAAGCCAUUGUUUGAUCACACAGAGAAAUGUGCAGGUGAGGGGGAGAGAGCAGAUCCUGCAGAACAUUCUACAGUGGCCAGUAUGUACUUCAGCCAGGUGGAAAAUGAAAAUCAGAAUUGUAAUGACACCACAGGAACCAACAACACAAAAACUAGCAAGGUUUCAUCUAAAACUAGCUUGCAAAAGCAAACCAAACCAUUCAGAACUCCAGAGUCUAAUAUACUUCCAAAGACACCUGAUUCUAGUGGGAUGAAAACUGCAUAUGAUUUACUUCACUCAGAAAGUGAAGGCUCUACAUCCAAAUCACCUGCCUUUUCUUUUCUUACUGGCUUUACAUCAAAAUCACCUGGAUUUAAUUUCUUUGAUUCUUCUGCAUUUGGAGCUGAAAUUUCCCCGAACAGACCAAGCGGCGAUAGCUGUUCUGCUGGAAAUUUGCAUCCCAUUUCACCAUACAAAGAUAUUGGAGAUUUAUUUGGGAAAAUGGACAAUGAGGAUUCAUUUGCAUUUUCCUUUCCAUCAAACUCUUCUGCUAAAGUUUCCCAAGAUGACUUCAGGUUUCCCUUUGCUUUUGGUUCAGCCCAGUCUGCCUCUCCAAAAGGCUUCCAGGCUUCCUCAGAAAACAGAAAGUCAUUUUCACUUUUUUGA